AUGGAACGUCCAGAAAAGAAAAAGAGAAGUGUGACAUUGAUCAGAGAUCACUCCAAAGAAUAUCUAUCAAAUUUAACAGUUGAGUUCGAUCAAUUUGGUAGAGCUAUUGGACCUAACCGCUUUAAGUUCACCAGUUAUCGUGGAGUGACUACGAGGAAGAUGAUUUCUAUCCUGAUAGAUAGUUGGGAUUUAGUGGAUCAAUGUGACAAAGAUCAAUUGUGGUUAAACAUAAAGGCCUAUAAGUCGGAGCUUCUUAAGUUGUGGGACAAUGGUGUCAAUCCAGUAAAAAAAUACCCGUACCUUGACAAAGCAAUGUGGAAAAAUUUCCUUGUUCUAAAAUCCACGGAAGAGUUUGAGAAUAUUUGGAAGGACAAAAAAGCAUUUUCUAGUGAGGAAUUGGAGGAACGUGUUAAAACAUGGAUGAGAACUUUUGGUGAUAAAGUGAAGCCUUUUUGUAAGGCAUACAAUGAAUCAACCACAAAGGGGAAAGAGAGGUUAGAGGUGACAAAGGGGAAAGAGAGGUUAGAGGUGACAAAGAGGAAAGAGAGGUUAGAGAUGUGA
Lactuca saligna is the source of this 561-nucleotide messenger RNA. The record is from the annotation of a GenBank genome assembly. Lineage: Eukaryota; Viridiplantae; Streptophyta; Magnoliopsida; Asterales; Asteraceae.